UUCACUUAAGAACAGCAUUUGUUUGUAACAUCGAGGCAGUGUAUGCACGAGGUGCAAGAGGAAUCACUCGUGCUCAUUUUAUUCACCGUCACACUUGGGGAGAUUACGUUCCGGUAAAAAUUAAUGGGGAAGUGUUUUAGCUCCUGCGUGUGAUUUGUGUUUGGAUUAAGUGUGCUACGAUGAAUUCGAUACGAAAUAUAAUUCUACUUACCGCCGCAACGCUACUUACCCUUUUUUCUUCUUCUUCUGUUGAUGCAGCAAGCAAUCAGCGGAAAAUCAGUUCCAGUAGACACACCAUUUCCGAAGAAAAAAGAGUAGCAAAUUUCGAUUGUCCCGAAGAAUUUGGUUACUAUCCCCAUCCCAACGAUUGUACCCAAUACUAUGUAUGUGUUUUUGGUGGUGCCCUUUUGGAAUCAUGCACAGGAGGCCUUAUGUACAGCCAUGAACUUCAAACAUGUGAUUGGCCAAGAAACGUUGGCUGUGAAGGAUUAGACAUCGCAGCUGUUACAUUGUCCUCCUCGUCAGUUUCCGCCACAUCUGCACCUUUAAGAUCCGACUCACGACAGAGAUAUUCUCAUCCUCCACCACCUCCACCACCCCAACCCCAAGCUGUGGUAACAUCUAGAGGACAACCUAGGAAGCUGCAUCAUGAAAUUAUUAAUAAUAAGCAACAACAACAACAGCAAUUGUAUGUUGAUGAAGAAGAAUCUUAUCCACCUGCUGAAGAGAUUGAGAAUGAUGCACCUCAAAGGGUUCUCAGAGGUCAGCCGUCAACCAUUGGUCAAGUCCAGAGAGAUAGAGACGGUCUAAGGCAUGGCAAUGCAAUCCCAACUUCUAGUGGUCGUGGUGGGGAAAAAAUUGGUGUAAUAUCUUUUGGAACCCAACAACAGACACUUCAAAAUUACAGGUAUGAGAUUAUAAUAAAGCCAUUAUAUCAUUUCUUUAUUGCCAGCCGAGAUACAAAUUCUUGGAAGCCAAUACCUAAACCCAAUCCCCCUUACGAUUAUAACCCUUACAAUUUACGCCCCCCUCCAUUACCAAAUAGUGCAGUAGCUUCAAAUCAGAAUGCAGCAAGCAAUCAGCGGAAAAUCAGUUCCAGUAGACACACCAUUUCCGAAGAAAAAAGAGUAGCAAAUUUCGAUUGUCCCGAAGAAUUUGGUUACUAUCCCCAUCCCAACGAUUGUACCCAAUACUAUGUAUGUGUUUUUGGUGGUGCCCUUUUGGAAUCAUGCACAGGAGGCCUUAUGUACAGCCAUGAACUUCAAACAUGUGAUUGGCCAAGAAACGUUGGCUGUGAAGGAUUAGACAUCGCAGCUGUUACAUUGUCCUCCUCGUCAGUUUCCGCCACAUCUGCACCUUUAAGAUCCGACUCACGACAGAGAUAUUCUCAUCCUCCACCACCUCCACCACCCCAACCCCAAGCUGUGGUAACAUCUAGAGGACAACCUAGGAAGCUGCAUCAUGAAAUUAUUAAUAAUAAGCAACAACAACAACAGCAAUUGUAUGUUGAUGAAGAAGAAUCUUAUCCACCUGCUGAAGAGAUUGAGAAUGAUGCACCUCAAAGGGUUCUCAGAGGUCAGCCGUCAACCAUUGGUCAAGUCCAGAGAGAUAGAGACGGUCUAAGGCAUGGCAAUGCAAUCCCAACUUCUAGUGGUCGUGGUGGGGAAAAAAUUGGUGUAAUAUCUUUUGGAACCCAACAACAGACACUUCAAAAUUACAGGGUAGAAGACGCUAGCCCAAGUCCACCCCCAAGAAAAAUAGUAACAACUGCUACUCCAGCAAGAAUUUCUUAUAACGAAAGUCAAUCAUACAAUUCCAAAUAUGACCCGUACUACGCUCUUUAUGACGAAGAUGUAGAUUUAUAUCGUGAUAUCGAAUAUACUCAGCAGUACUCAAAUAAUCCUACGCAACGUACUAAUCAGCAGCCUGCUUACAAAGCUACCCCAGCUCCUGUGGUUAUAGCUCAAGAACCUGCACCAAAACGAACCAUCGAACAAUAUGUAAGCCGAAAUGCGUAUAGCACCCCACAAGAUAUCUACGACAGCAGAGGAGUACAAGAUUAUGAUGAUAACAGUUACAAUAGUCAGGUAUCCGAACAAGUAAACUACAGACAAUCUACCAAGCAACAACCUUCUAGAACUGGUAAUCGCGGAAGAGGAUCAUCACAUUACACCGUAGGAGUCAAUGAUCAACCAGUAGUAAAUCGCGGUACACCACCACCACGUUCGAGACCAACGUUAAAACCAUCCACAUCGAUUGUGUCAAAAGCCGCCGAGUAUGUUGAUAUAUACAGAUAUCCUCCAAGGAGACCAGAUCCACUUUAUCCUCAACCCCAACCAGACAAAACUGCUGCAAAAUGCAGGAAAGAUGUUUGCUUGUUACCUGAUUGUUCCUGCGGUGGUAGAGACGUUCCCGGAAAUUUGACCGUGAACGAUGUUCCUCAAAUGGUGCUGCUUACAUUUGACGAUGCCGUCAACGAUUUAAACAAAGGUUACUAUGCAGAACUAUUCGAUCAUGGACGAGUUAAUCCAAAUGGCUGUCCAAUUGCCGCUACCUUUUAUGUGUCCCAUGAGUGGACUGAUUAUUCACAGGUGCAAAACCUGUACGCCGAUGGUCAUGAAAUGGCUUCCCAUAGUGUAUCGCACAGCUUUGGAGAACAAUUCUCACAAAAGAAAUGGACUAAAGAAGUGGCCGGACAGCGUGAAAUCUUAGCAGCAUAUGGUGGUGUCCAUCUAGAAGAUGUUAGAGGAAUGAGAGCUCCAUUCUUAUCAGUUGGUGGAAACAAGAUGUUCAAGAUGCUGUACGACUCAAACUUCACCUAUGAUUCUUCCAUGCCCAUCUAUGAGAACAAACCACCAAGCUGGCCGUAUACUUUGGAUUACAAACUUUUCCAUGACUGUAUGAUACCGCCUUGUCCUACCAGAUCAUUUCCGGGACUAUGGGAAGUUCCCAUGGUCAUGUGGCAGGACCUUCAGGGUGGUCGGUGUUCUAUGGCUGACGCUUGCAGUAAUCCACCAGAUGCAGACGGCGUGUAUAAAAUGCUAAUGAAGAACUUUGACAGACAUUACACAUCGAACAGAGCUCCAUUUGGGCUUUUCUACCACGCCGCCUGGUUUACUCAGCCUCAUCACAAAGAAGGAUUUAUCAACUUCUUAGACGCCAUUAACAGCAUGAAAGACGUCUGGAUAAUCACAAAUUGGCAAGCAAUUCAAUGGGUGAGAGACCCCACUCCGUUGUCCAGGAUAAAUUCGUUUAAACCAUUCGGGUGCCACUAUCCAGACAGGCCAAAACGUUGCAACAAUCCAAAAGUAUGUAAUUUAUGGCACAAAUCCGGAGUAAGAUACAUGAGAACUUGUCAACCAUGUCCUGAUAUAUACCCAUGGACCGGAAACACCGGAAUCCGAAGCAGUAAAAUCGACAAUGACAUCGAAGAUUAGAUCAUACGAACUGCCAAAUUAUUUUAUAAUAUUAAUUGCAUAGGAUAACCAACUCUUAAAUGAGAUUGUUUAUCAUCGCAGUUAAAAUUUACUAUUAAGUAACGAUUUUUAUCACAUCCGGUAGGGGCUGAUAAGAUUUAUUCCGACUAUGCUACAAAUUCUUCAAUUGUAUGUACCUACGUCUCACAAAUAGUAUACAGAUAACCUCAAAUAUUAAAGAUUUUAAUGUGUUACAUUACCUCCCAAUCUUAUCAGCCGCUAUUUAAAGAAUCUAAGUUGCUAUGGUGUCUAGCUACAUCGCUAAGUGAUGUUUACAUACCACAGCAACAUUUUUAGACAAAAACCCUAUAUUGUAACUAAUUGUAUAUAAUCCCUUAACGUAACUUAUUAAAGGUGAAAUACUCUGGAUAUUGAAUAUUGUCCAUCUCUAUAUUCAAACCUGUUAAAAAUUUUUCAAAACAUCAUUACCGAUUUUUGUAAAUAAUUCCACCAGCUGGAGGGAACAACUAAUAAAUAAGCGUGAUGUCA
Agrilus planipennis (emerald ash borer) is the source of this 3965-nucleotide messenger RNA. RefSeq lists its product as uncharacterized. Gene Ontology annotation, cellular component: extracellular region. Gene Ontology annotation, molecular function: hydrolase activity, acting on carbon-nitrogen (but not peptide) bonds; chitin binding. NCBI's taxonomy places the organism in Eukaryota, Metazoa, Arthropoda, Insecta, Coleoptera, Buprestidae. The record is from RefSeq and is a predicted model, not a curated record. Gene Ontology annotation, biological process: carbohydrate metabolic process. The transcript is spliced from 20 exons. The coding region runs from base 180 to 3437 and encodes 1085 amino acids.